AUGCGGCUGCGCAGAAGCGGCUGCGCAGAAGCGGCUGCGCAGAAACGGCUGCGCAGAAACGGCUGCGCAGUAACGGCUGCGCAGAAACGGCUGCGCAGAAACGGCUGCGCAGAAACGGCUGCGCAGAAGCGGCUGCGCAGAAGCGGCUGCGCAGAAGCGGCUGCGCAGAAGCGGCUGCGCAGAAGCGGCUGCGCAGAAACGGCUGCGCAGAAACGGCUGCGCAGAAACGGCUGCGCAGAAGCGGCUGCGCAGAAGCGGCUGCGCAGAAGCGGCUGCGCAGAAGCGGCUGCGCAGAAGCGGCUGCGCAGAAACGGCUGCGCAGAAACGGCUGCGCAGAAACGGCUGCGCAGAAGCGGCUGCGCAGAAGCGGCUGCGCAGAAGCGGCUGCGCAGAAGCGGCUGCGCAGGAACGGCUGCGCAGGAACAGCUGCGCAGGAACAGCUGCGCAGGAACAGCUGCGCAGGAACAGCUGCGCAGGAACAGCUGCGCAGAAGCGGCUGCGCAGAAGCGGCUGCGCAGAAGCGGCUGCGCAGAAGCGGCUGCGCAGAAGCGGCUGCGCAGAAGCGGAUGCGCAGAAGCGGCUGCGCAGAAGCGGCUGCGCAGAAGCGUCUGCGCAGAAGCGUCUGCGCAGAAGCGUCUGCGCAGAAGCGUCUGCGCAGAAACGGCUGCGCAGAAGCGGCUGCGCAGAAGCGGCUGCGCAGAAGCGGCUGCGCAGAAGCGGCUGCGCAGAAGCGGCUGCGCAGAAGCGGCUGCGCAGAAGCGGCUGCGCAGAAGCGGCUGCGCAGAAGCGGCUGCGCAGGAACGGCUGCGCAGGAACGGCUGCGCAGGAACGGCUGCGCAGGAACGGCUGCGCAGUAACGGCUGCGCAGUAACGGCUGCGCAGAAACGGCUGCGCAGAAACGGCUGCGCAGAAGCGUCUGCGCAGAAGCGUCUGCGCAGAAGCGUCUGCGCAGAAGCGUCUGCGCAGAAGCGUCUGCGCAGAAGCGUCUGCGCAGAAGCGUCUGCGCAGAAGCGUCUGCGCAGAAGCGUCUGCGCAGAAGCGGCUGCGCAGAAGCGGCUGCGCAGAAGCGGCUGCGCAGAAGCGGCUGCGCAGAAGCGGCUGCGCAGAAGCGGCUGCGCAGAAGCGGCAGCGCAGAAGCGGCUGCGCAGAUGCGGCUGCGCAGGAGCGGCUGCGCAGGAGCGGCUGCGCAGGAGCGGCUGCGCAGGAGCGGCUGCGCAGGAGCGGCUGCGCAGGAGCGGCUGCGCAGGAGCGGCUGCGCAGGAGCGGCUGCGCAGGAGCGGCUGCGCAGGAGCGGCUGCGCAGGAGCGGCUGCGCAGGAAUGUGAUAAAUCUUCUUGAUUAG
Messenger RNA from Schistocerca nitens (vagrant locust), 1341 nucleotides. RefSeq lists its product as uncharacterized. NCBI's taxonomy places the organism in Eukaryota, Metazoa, Arthropoda, Insecta, Orthoptera, Acrididae. The transcript has a single exon. Bases 1 to 1341 code for a protein of 446 amino acids. The record is from RefSeq and is a predicted model, not a curated record.